This is a messenger RNA of Puntigrus tetrazona (Sumatra barb), 2646 nucleotides long. It is a transcript of the gene gpr141, whose product is annotated as probable G-protein coupled receptor 141. The transcript is spliced from 2 exons. The record is from RefSeq and is a predicted model, not a curated record. Gene Ontology annotation, cellular component: membrane. Bases 442 to 1356 code for a protein of 304 amino acids. Gene Ontology annotation, biological process: G protein-coupled receptor signaling pathway. NCBI's taxonomy places the organism in Eukaryota, Metazoa, Chordata, Actinopteri, Cypriniformes, Cyprinidae. Gene Ontology annotation, molecular function: oxysterol binding; G protein-coupled receptor activity.
UCCUCCUCUGCAGCUGUGACAAGAUCACAGGGGAAAACCAAAAACCACAGACCCUGUCAGCUUAAGACUAGACACUAGCACAGAGCACUAUUAAGAUUCAAAUUAUAGUGUCUAGUAGAACUUAACAAUACAUUGAGACUGCUCUAUGUAGAGAACCGUGAUCUUGCAGCAUUUGCUUUCAUCGAAACAGGAAUGCCGAGGUUUGUUUGAAGAUUGUUUGGAAAUGGGACUCAUUGCUUUUGAGGUUGGCCCUAACUGACAUUUCAAAUGUGUAACGGUGUGAAAUGUAAACAAACACCGCAUCGAAUGAAUGUGUUAAAAUAGUGGUUUCUUAAUGGGUGAGGAGCAGAUGCGACAAACACAUUACCUUACUUCCUCAUCUGCUCUGACAUCGUCAACUUCUGCAUUGCUGUUCAGGGGUAUGUUUUCUCACUAGGAACCAUGGCGACAAACCCCACGGUCGAAAACUUCACCAGCCUCGAAGUGGCAACUACGAACUCGACCUCGAGCUUCAGUGGUGCCACCGAUCCCUUCAGCAUCGCCCUGAUCAUCAUCUACUCCGUAGUCCUUCUAGUAGGCGCCACGGGCUUAACGGUCAUGAUAAGCUUGCUAAAAACAAACAUUCGCUCGUUAACCACUAUCGCCUUUUUGAACUUGAUGGUUGCACACUUUCUUUUCCUGCUCACUGUGCCGUUCAGACUGUACUACUAUGCGUCCGGCACGUGGGAGCUGAAUCACGGAAUCUGUAAACUGGUCAGCGCCAUGGUGCACAUCCACAUAUACAUGGUGUUCACCAUCUACUCCAUUCUUCUGACGAUCCGCUUCCUGCAGUUUUACAAGAAAACGCAGCGGACCGAGUUCUACAGGAGGCUGCACGGCCUGGGCGCGAGCGUUCUGGUGUGGGUCGUCUUAUUGAUCAUCUUGAUCCCCGUCGUGCUGGUGCAAUACGGACAAAAAAACUCCGAUGAAAGGGAACAGGAAAACAGGUGCUUUAAUUUCGGGAACAAAAUAGAGGAUAAAUUUGUCUACGGCCUGAACGUGGUUCUGUCCAUCUGUAUUGUCACAGUGUCGUGUGUUCAGACCGGCGUCCAGGUGAUGAUCCUGCGCUUGAUGGUCCUCAAGUACGGCGCUGCCAGCAGAUCCCAGCAGGAGUUUUGGGUCCAAAUAAAAAACCUCAGCUUUGUACUCAUCAUGCUCACCUGCCUGGUGCCGUACCACCUUUUUAGGCUACAAUACCUGAACCACCCUAAAGACCUUGGUCAGAUAAAUGAAGUGUUUCUGGCCAUCACUGGCCUCACAUGUGUCGACAUGCUGACGUUCACUGGGAAGAACGUCUGUAAAGUGUGUUGGACCUAAUAAAGUAAAGCGGAUACUGAACGCGGACGCUAUUUUCCGCAUCACUAAGCAUGGGUCAGGGUUUGCAGAUGGACAUUUAAAACCGUUUUAACAGGAAAGUGUUAUAUAUUCGAGUUGUGUGUUUAUAAUGAUUACAGUGAUGAUGGCUAUUAUCGUGGUGGCCUGUUCAAGUCUUUCGGGUGAUUUGAAACGAAGUGUGUUUUGAUAUCUGAACUGUCAUGCUUUUGUGGAUGUGGAAAAGCAACAUACAUGGGUUAAUUUUACAGCGAACCGUAACUUUUAUAUUUGCUCAAUACACAUAAUAAUUUAAACUUGAACGCAGCGCAGUGAGUUUAAGACCCACGUUCUCAGAACUUUAGUUAAAUCUGUUGGCAAAAUGUAUCUCAAAUUUAUGAAUAAACGUUUUAGUAGUUCUCAGUACAGCGUACAUCAGUUUCCUCUAAAGGUUUUGCAGCUUUAUGCUUAGGCUACUAGUUUCAGGACGUUUAGGGAACUUUCAAAAGUCGGCCUAAUUCAGAUUUUUUUUUUCUCUAGGGUUCACAUAACGAAUACGUUUUUUAAACGUUACAUUUAAAAAACAAUCUGAGACCAUUCCACAAUAUAAGAAGAAGUUUGGAACGUUCUUAAAUUAUGUAGCCUAUAAUUCGCGACACGAGAGCAAUACAAUAGACCAAUACAAAUGUAAAAACACUCGAUGGUUUAAAUAUAUGAAUUUAAAAUACUGUUUUAUUUUGAGUUGUGUAUUAAAACAAAGGCUAACCGAUGUUCGACCUCUCUUUGAGAAGGUGGCGGAAAAUAGAGUUUUGGCGCCCUCUUCUGGUAAGUUUGGAGAACGUCAAAGAUGUGAGGUAACCUAGUUGAGACUUGAAAGGUAAGACAACAUUUCUGUAGAACAAGGAGUUGAGCCACCAGGGUUUAGGUUUAUAAGUAGGCUUUGAAAAUACAAAAAUAUCGGUUUCAUAUUUUUUGAUAUCAUACAAAUGUCUUUAUGUGUUUGCGUUCUUUGCGGCGUGAACCCACGCACAGGUAAAACGACUCAUGUCUCGUGUUUUAUUGGGGCUAGUUACUGUUUAACAUCUCCACCCAACUUUCAGUUUGUUUAGUAAAUCGAUCUAAUGAGGCUCCCCCAACACCAUCAAAAGUAUUGUCCAAUGUGAGGCUUUUGACAUGUUAAACACUUCAUUUGCUCUCUAUAUCAGCCUAAAUAUCAUAUUUAUUAGCAUGAAAGUUUGACACAUGUUCGUUUGGAUUUUGGUGGAUUAAUGCAAAUCGUUGUUGGACGUGGAAAAG